Molecule: messenger RNA, 2454 nt
Organism: Oncorhynchus gorbuscha (pink salmon)
Lineage: Eukaryota; Metazoa; Chordata; Actinopteri; Salmoniformes; Salmonidae
Product: cytochrome P450 2U1-like
Exons: 6
Coding region: 140-1756 (538 amino acids)
Biological process (GO): xenobiotic metabolic process
Cellular component (GO): intracellular membrane-bounded organelle; cytoplasm
Molecular function (GO): oxidoreductase activity, acting on paired donors, with incorporation or reduction of molecular oxygen, reduced flavin or flavoprotein as one donor, and incorporation of one atom of oxygen; iron ion binding; heme binding
Source: RefSeq, a predicted model, not a curated record
CGUACACAAACAAAUAACAUGGCAGACCCUUGAAAAGCAUAUUUAAACUUUCAAAAUAUACUUCGAAUAGUCUAAAUAUUCAACUCGUUUCCAAGGAUUACGAGGUAUUUUUUUCUGCUUUGCAGCCGAUAUAAACCCCAUGGUUAUGGAAUUAUGGCACGAGCUCCUGGGCACUUCUGCGCCGUCCCAUGUCUGCAUUCUGGCCUUGACAGUAUUCGUGGCCGUCUAUUAUCUAAUGCACACAUUUCGCAAACACCAGGAUUUCUCCAAUAUUCCUCCUGGUCCUAAACCAUGGCCAAUAGUAGGAAAUUUCGGCGGGUUUCUGGUUCCCAAUUUCAUCUGGAGGAGGUUUGGAGACUGGGGAGAGAAGGACGUCCCAAAGUCAAAGACACGAGCUCUAAUUUCGCCUCAAGUUAGUAUCACGGAACAAGCUAAGGUUUACGGUAACAUCUACAGUAUGUGGGUAGGGAGUCAGCUGGUAGUAGUACUGAACGGAUAUGAAGUGGUCAGGGAUGCCCUCUCAAACCGGGCAGAUGUGUUCUCCGACAGACCAGAGAUUCCCACCGUUACCAUCAUGACCAAGCGGAAAGGCAUAGUUUUUGCACCUUAUGGACCAGUAUGGAGAAGGCAGCGCAAGUUCUGCCACACCACGCUGCGGAACUUUGGCCUGGGCAAGUUGAGCCUGGAGCCCUGUAUCCUUGAGGGGCUGGCUGUGGUCAAAUCUGAGCUGCUGCGUCUCAGCGAGGAAGAUACUGAGGGUUCAGGAGUGGACCUGACCCCUCUGAUAACUAACUCUGUGUCCAACGUAAUCUCCUACAUCGCCCUGGGCCAGCGCUUCCACCACACUGACCGGGAGUUUGGCGCCCUGCUGGACCUGAUGGCCCGCGGCCUAGAGAUCAUCGCCAACAGCGCGGCGGUCCUCAUCAAUGUCUUCCCCCUGCUCUACUACCUGCCCUUCGGUGUCUUCAGAGAGGUACGGCAAGUGGAAAGGGACAUCACUGCCUUCCUGAAGCAGAUCAUCACCAGACACAGAGAGACGUUAGACCCAGCCAACCCCAGAGAUCUCAUAGACAUGUACCUGGUAGAGAUGCUGGCCCAGGAGGCCGCUGGGGAGACAGACAGUAGCUUCUCAGAGGACUAUCUAUUCUACAUCAUAGGAGACCUCUUCAUUGCUGGUACUGAUACCACCACCAACACAGUGCUGUGGAUGAUGCUCUACAUGGUCGUGUAUCCAGAUAUCCAAGAGAGGGUGCAGGCGGAGAUCGAUGCAGUGGUGGGCCCAGACAGGGUCCCGUCUCUCACUGAUAAAGGCAGCCUGCCGUUCACGGAGGCCACCAUCAUGGAGGUGCAGAGGUUGACUGUGGUGGUCCCCCUGGCCAUCCCUCACAUGGCCUCAGAGACCACAGAGUUCCGUGGCUAUACGAUCCCUAAGGGCACAGUGAUCAUCCCCAACCUGUGGUCUGUCCAUAGGGAUCCCACUGUGUGGGAGGAGCCAGACGACUUCAACCCCUCUCGUUUCCUAGACGACCAGGGGAAUCUCCUGAGGAAAGAGUGCUUCAUACCGUUCGGAAUAGGACGCAGGGUGUGUAUGGGCGAGCAGCUGGCUAAGAUGGAGCUGUUUCUGAUGUUCACCAGCCUACUACAGGCCUUCAGUCUCAGACUGCCCGAGGGGCUGGCCCCUCCUCCCAUGCACGGGCGCUUUGGCCUCACCCUGGCCCCCUGCUCAUACACUGUGACUGUGAGGCCCCGGCAGUGAGGCCACCAGACGAACAACAACCGCUGACACUGUAAUUAAGCCAUAAGGCACAAGAGGAAGUGGUGUAUCAUGAAUACAGUCACAGGUAAACAGCGUUAGUUGGCCCGAUGCGACAGCAUCAGCCAGUUGUGACGACCCACCCACUCUGUCUGCCGUAUUCUCUCUCUGUUAUUUCCUUAUUAGGAUGCUGGUGGGCGGAGUUGGGUGAGUCGUCAGCUACAUGGGAAACACCUGGGCCCGGUGUCGCCCAGGAUAAAUACACCACUUCCCCAUUCAUGGAGGAGACUCUCUCCAUGCAGACACCUUUAUGGAUUUUGUUGUGUUUCUUGGUGGUUUUUGGGAUGUUUGCGACAGCAUCUUUCAACACCCUGCAUUAUCACAUUCAUGCAUGUAAAACACUCACUUACACUACUGAUUACUGAUUACACACCAUUGUAUAUUUUCCUUAGUUUCUUUAGUUAAUAAAUAUAUAUUUUGUUACUCCUUAUCUCCACGUUGUCUCCCUUUUGUUACGGGCUUUGAGCCGGUUCGUGACACAGUCAACCCAUUUGUCUGUAACUGUAUUCAUGAUACUGCCUCGUGCCUUAAUGCUUUUAUAAAACUGGUACUAAAAUAACAAUGAAUAACAUAUUUUAAUAAAAAAAAAUAUUUUGAUAAGUCAAUUCAUACUCUUUAAUUCUUCCACCGGAAGAUAUAGU